UAAAUCUGUUUUAGGUCAACAUGAUGGAAUCACCUCCAACAAGAGACCAUGUUACAGACUGGUAAGGAAAAGCUACCUAUUGUAUAGCUAGCUAUGUUUCCUCUACCACUGCCCCAGAGGGCAUCAUUAGCGACCAGCUCUCAUCAUUAGUGACCAACCUCCUUCUACUAACUGUAAUCUCAGAAUAAUCAACAUUAUUGUGUCUAAUUCCCCUACCGCUCCUACUCUAAUCUGACUAAGGAAUUGUUCCUAGAUUGGGUUUAUCUGUGUUAGCUUAGUGGGAUCAUCUCCUCCCUUCUGGGUUGUCUUUCCUUCCAGGCCAACGGGCCGCACCCCUGGGGUGGAGGACUCUCCCCUGCCCCCAUCACGGAGCGCCUGGCAUACCUGCGCCCCUCCAGAGAGCUGCUGGAGUUCUACAGGGAGAAGAUGGCCCAGUUUGAUGGAGAACACGAGGACCUGCUGCAGAUGUUGGAGAAGUACAGAAGACAGAGGACACCACAGAAGACCAGGUAAAUGGUGUGUGUGUGCGUGCGACAUGCAGCAGGCAUUCAUCUGGAGAAGUACAGAGCAACCAGGAGGGUGUGUGUGUGAUAAGCCGAAAUCACAUGGCGAGACGCCGUCAACGGGGUCAAGAUUUGGGCGCGAGAGUAGAGCGAGUCAAUUCACAUACACUGCGUAGCGUAUGCCAACUUAAUUGUCAUGAGAAUCCAUAAUAAACACAGGUAGGCUGCAGUUGUUUUCAAAUAUGUAGCCUAUUUGACUGAUAAACCUUAGCUUACUGCCCAAUACAUUUAAAACUACAUCUUUAAACUACAUCUUUAGUCUACUUUACAUGUUGCGUUUAUAUUUUUGUUCAGUGUAAUUCCAGCGUGCACGCUCAUUCACGCACGAUUUGGGCUUUAAUCCCCCUGUCUCUCCCUGCCCUCCCAGCACAAGCUGCAGUGGGAGGUGCACCAGCACAAGGGGGAGAUCUCUGAACUGCAGAAGGCUCUGAGCGACAUGCAGGUAUACCUCUUCCAGGAGAGGGAACAGGCACUGCGCCUGUACGCAGAGAACGACAGACUCAAGAUCAGGUGAGCUCUCAUUUGAUUCACAAUUACAUUUAACAAUUGCAAUUGACAUUUCCAGCUUUACAUUUCUGAGACAUAAAUGUUUUCUAUUGUCUUUGUGUGCAGAGAGCUGGAGGACAGGAAGAAGAUCCAGCAUUUGUUAGCCCUGGUGGGGCCAGACGCUGGGGAGAUAACCUACUUCCACCGCGACCCUCCACACAAGGUGGGAGGUCACAGUCUCCAGGAUCUAUUCUACCCCAUUGUCACAUUACAUGACUUCGGACAGGGAGCGAUAUCUAGUUGGCCACUUGCAUGACUAUAGUCUGUCUGCUGUGCUGUAGGUUACCAUAGCCCAGAAGGAACUAGAGCAGAGGAUUCUGGAUCAUCGGAAGACCACAAAAUCAAGAACUGGAUGUAUAAAAGUUAAUUUAUAAAAUUAUUUUUCAUGACUUGAUAUAUAUAUUUUAUCUGUUAUGCUGUUGUAGAAGGUUUAUAGGUAAAAUCAUUCUAGAUGGCAUUUGGUUAAAAUGUUCUCAAACUACCUAGCUAAGAGUUGCAAGAUUUUACCUAUUUAAGAUCAACCGAAGCCUAAGGAGGGGAGCUGCUAAAGUCUCAUUAGGUAAGUAGGAUUACAGUGGGCUCUUAGCACAAAUCAGCUUACAGAAAUGUGGAAUAAUCUGUUUUUGGAGUGCAAUAUUUCCCUUACUGUGCUGCUUCUGUCUGUGUGCAGAGGGUAACCGGGCAUCUAGAUCAGAGGAGGGAGUGGUGAAUAGAGAAAGCCCAGGGCAGUACAGAAGAGACAACCAGACCUUACUACUACAGGUAGUAACGUAUAUACACACACACACACACACACACACAAAAGCAACUAAUUUAGCUCUUUGAACACUCUUGCUGAAAGUUGAACUGGUGUAAUGUGCCUACCUAUGCAGGUGGAGGCGCUGCAGGCUCAGAUGGAGGAGCAGACACGUCUGUCCAAAGAGCAGGUGGAGUCUCUGCUGGAGGACAGGAGGAUCCACGUGGAGGAGGGACCGGUCCAGCACCAGAGAGACCAGGACCACAUCACUGCACUCACUGACAAGUAUGUUCACUAUCUACUUUACUCUACCACACACCUCACAUGCCUCUCAUAUUCCUCCUACUCUACCCCACAUACCACUAAACGCCAAUGACAAAUGGGAUUACAUACCACUAGGGCUGCAAAGUUCCUGGAACUUUCAAUAAAUUCCCUGGUUUUCCAGAAAUCCUUGUUGAAGGAUUAUGAAUAUCCUGCUUAUUUGCUCCUGAUUCCGGGAAUACUCCAACCAGGAUUUUGGGAAAACCAGGGAAUUUAUUGAAAGUUCCAGGUAUUUUGCAACCCUACAUGCCACUAUCCAGCCUUUAUGAUUUUCUUACUCUAUCUGUCCCUUCUUCUCCCUCCCAGGCUGGAGCGGACCCAGAACCUGAUGUACGAGAGCACCAGGGACUUCCUGCAGCUGAAGUUAGAGACGCGGGCCCACGAGAAGGGCUGGAUGGUGGAGAAAGACCAGCUGCUGCAGGAGCUGGACUCAAACCAGGACCGACUGAGGGAGGCCAAAGACAGCCACGGGAGGGAGCAGCCAGGAUCCAGAGGACCCAGCAGCAGCAGCAUGGCCCUGCUCCUCACCCAGCCUCAGCCUGACACACAGCACGUCCACAGGGAAGAGCUCAGGGUGGGUAGUGAUGCACACGCUUCAGAUGAGAGGUCUUACAUCAUUGGGAUCAUACCCAACACCUCAAAUAAAGUAAGGUUUCUUCUUUGAAGUUUUUUGUUGUUGAAUAAGUGGUGUUAAGAGUGUUGUUGUGCCCUGUUAUUUCCUGUGCCCCAGGCAAUGCAGGAGGAGCUGAAGCAGGCCAACUGCCUGACUGAGAUGUACAGGGAGCAGUGUGUUACCCUGGAGACAGACCUGGCUCAGAUCAGAGAGGAGGGGGACGUGGGCAGGGAGAUAUUCAAGGUGUGUAGCCACAUCCUUAUCUGGGGGGAAUAAUUCAGACUUUCGUAUAUAUUUAGCUAAAUAAAAAUGAUUUUGUGUAUUUUUUGUAUUUGUAUUUAUUAGGGAUUCCCACUACUCUUCCUGGGGUCCAAACACCAUUAAGGCACAUAUAAAACAAAAGAUAAAACAGUGUGUUGGUAUACCUUGUGUUUGUGUUGUAUUUGUGUGUGAAUUUACGCCACUGUGUUUUGCUCACCUUUGUGUGUAGGACCGGUCUGACAAGAUAGCAAAGCGUCUUCAGAUGAUGACCCAGCGGUACGAGGCCCUGGAGAAGAGGAGGGCCAUUGAGGUGGAGGGCUUCAAGACCGACAUCAAAUACCUCAGACAGAAACUCAAAGACGUGGAGAAACAGCUCUUCAAGGUGAGCAUGGGACAAAUGUCAUACACCUGUGUGUGUUACCUGUUGUAUGUUUUUACUUGUAUAUGUAGGCUCACGUGGGCUACCUGUGUGUUUCAGGUGACCCUGAACGUGGGUCCGAACCAGGACCUGGCCAUCCUACACGAGGUGUGUCAGACCAACGCUCGGACCAGGAAGGUCCAGGGGGAGCUGAAGACCCUGAAGGCCAAGAUCUACGGGCUGGAGAACGACCUCCGCUACAGCUGAGAUACAGCCCAGACUGGCCCACUGGAGACCUGGGUACCGUUCAGUAGGCGCGAAACAGGAAACGCUUUGAAACAGAAAUUGAGCAUUGUUAUUGGACAAGUUCAGGAAGUACAACCUCCUUUUCAAAACCUCUUUCGUGUCUACUGAUCACAACCCUGUAUUCCCCUUUGACAUGCUAAGUUUAAGUUUGACUUUCUGACACUGUGCCUAUCUAGAAUGUCUCACGAAUCAGUUUGUCAGGUUUUAGGCCAAGGAGACCUAGGUGUGUAUGGUCAUUGACAGACAAAUCAAAUCAAAUCAAAUUGUAUUGGUCACAUGCGCCGAAUACAACAGGUGCAGACAUUACAGUGAAAUGCUUACUUACAGCCCUUAACCAACAGUGCAUUUAUUUUAAACAAAAAAAGUAAAAAUAAAACAACAACAAAAAAGUGUUGAGAAAAAAAAAGAGCAGAAGUAAAAUAAAGUGAUAGUAGGGAGGCUAUAUAUACAGGGGGGUACCGUUGCAGAGUCAAUGUGCGGGGGCACCGGCUAGUUGAGGUAGUUGAGGUAAUAUGUACAUGUGGGUAGAGUUAAAGUGACUAUGCAUAAAUACUUAACAGAGUAGCAGCAGCGUAAAAAGGAUGGGGUGGGGGGGCAGUGCAAAUAGUCCGGGUAGCCAUGAUUAGCUGUUCAGGAGUCUUAUGGCUUGGGGGUAGAAGCUGUUGAGAAGUCUUUUGGACCUAGACUUGGCACUCCGGUACCGCUUGCCGUGCGGUAGCAGAGAGAACAGUCUAUGACUAGGGUGGCUGGAGUCUUUGACAAUUUUGAGGGCCUUCCUCUGACACCGCCUGGUAUAGAGGUCCUGGAUGGCAGGAAGCUUUGCCCCAGUGAUGUACUGGGCCGUACGCACUACCCUCUGUAGUGCCUUGCGGUCGGAGGCCAAGCAGUUGCCAUACCAGGCGGUGAUGCAACCAGUCAGGAUGCUCUCGAUGGUGCAGCUGUAGAAUUUUUUUGAGGAUCUGAGGACCCAUGCCAAAUCUUUUUAGUCUCCUGAGGGGGAAUAGGCUUUGUCGUGCCCUCUUCACGACUGUCUUGGUGUGUUUGGACCAUGAUAGUUCGUUGGUGAUGUGGACACCAAGGAACUUGAAGCUCUCAACCUGUUCCACUACAGCCCCGUCGAUGAGAAUGGGGGCGUGCUCAGUCCUCUUUUUUUUCCUGUAGUCCACAAUCAUCUCCUUUGUCUUGGUCACGUUGAGGGAGAGGUUGUUGUCCUGGCACCACACGGCCAGAUCUCUGACCUCCUCCCUAUAGGCUGUCUCAUCGUUUUCAGUGAUCAGGCCUACCACUGUUGUGUCGUCGGCAAACUUAAUGAUGGUGUUGGAGUCGUGCCUGGCCAUGCAGUCAUGGGUGAACAGAGAGUACAGGGGGGGACUGAGCACGCACCCCUGAGGGGCCCCCGUGUUGAGGAUCAGUGUGGCAGAUGUGUUGUUACCUACGCUUACCAGACAUGUUGUGUAUGACAUGUAUUAAAAUGUCAUUUUACAUUGAUUCUGUAAUCAAAUACAAACAGAACAACUUGAACAGUGUGCAUAAGUCGUGCACAUGCGUCCUACACACUGGUUUUCUACUACUGAUUUGUCUAUUGUGUGUUGCUAUGAAAAAACUACUGGAUGUUUCAUUUUUAUCAAUAAAUAUGUAUUUUAUCAUUGAUUAACUGGUCAUUGUAAUAACUAGAUGUAAAAUGCACAAUUGCGUGGGCUAGUUACAUAAAACAUGUUUGAUGUUUCCUCUGAACAGAAACGGACCCCAAUCAAAAUC
Coregonus sp. 'balchen' is the source of this 5462-nucleotide messenger RNA. The record is from the annotation of a GenBank genome assembly. NCBI's taxonomy places the organism in Eukaryota, Metazoa, Chordata, Actinopteri, Salmoniformes, Salmonidae.